Molecule: messenger RNA, 817 nt
Organism: Arabidopsis thaliana (thale cress)
Lineage: Eukaryota; Viridiplantae; Streptophyta; Magnoliopsida; Brassicales; Brassicaceae
Gene: AGP27
Product: arabinogalactan protein 27
Exons: 1
Coding region: 109-486 (125 amino acids)
Cellular component (GO): plasma membrane
Source: RefSeq, marked reviewed
UUCUUUUAUAGAGACAGUAUCAUUAUUACAACACAAAAUGCGCUCUCAUCAGUUAAGGAAAAAAACAACUCAGCUUUGAUUUGUUCAUCAUUACAGUAACCAAAAAAGAUGGCUUCAUCUAUAUUGCUAACACUCAUCACCUUCAUCUUUCUCUCCUCACUUUCUCUCUCUUCGCCGACGACAAAUACAAUCCCAUCUUCGCAAACAAUCUCUCCCUCUGAAGAAAAGAUCUCACCGGAGAUCGCUCCUCUCCUCCCUUCACCCGCCGUCUCCUCCACUCAAACCAUCCCUUCUUCUUCAACACUUCCUGAACCAGAAAACGACGACGUUUCCGCAGAUCCUGAUCCCGCCUUCGCUCCAUCGGCUUCUCCUCCGGCUUCAUCUCUUGCUUCUCUGUCUUCUCAAGCUCCCGGAGUUUUCAUCUACUUUGUCUUCGCCGCCGUCUAUUGUUUCUCGCUCCGGCUUCUUGCCGUUUCAGCUAUAUAGGUCAUUCAUAUAUUUUAGACCACGUACGUCAUUAUUUUCAUGAGUUUAUUUGUCCCCUAAAAAUAACGAAUAAAAUUAGAUUUAGUUUGAUUUUCAAUUUUUUUUUACUAUUUGUAUUUUUUAUUGUUCUCCACUUAACAUUUUGUUACAGUUUUAGAUUGGUUUAGAUGAAAAACGCAAGUAAUAUAUUACGUCAGAACCACAUAAUUGAUGCAUAAUUAACUUAAGAACUCUGGAUAAAAAUAAAAAUAAAAACUAAUUUACCGUUAAGUGAUUCAAUACACUUUGAGGACUUAUACUUUUCUCUUCUUUUCAUUUCAUUUGUUCGUUU